Molecule: messenger RNA, 2266 nt
Organism: Magallana angulata
Lineage: Eukaryota; Metazoa; Mollusca; Bivalvia; Ostreida; Ostreidae
Product: enkurin domain-containing protein 1-like
Exons: 7
Coding region: 199-1038 (279 amino acids)
Cellular component (GO): cytoplasmic microtubule
Source: RefSeq, a predicted model, not a curated record
AAUUUUUGUAAUCUUCGUUUUAAAGUAAAUAACUUUCUAUCCCUCUAAUAAUACAGAUUUACAAUUUAUGUAAUAUUUCCGCUGUAAAUAAUUAUUUUGUGAUUUUGAAAGAAAAGUCACGUGACUUCAAACAUGGAAGACACGACAAGCUAGGGAUAUCACCGAAUUAUAUUGGUAUAAAUUCGUCCAAACGCAGAUAUGCACGGAGGAGGAAUGAUGAUGGUUACUGGAAGUAGCUACGGGCAAAUGCCUUAUUCAAGUCGACCAGAAAGCAGGAUGCGAGACCAUUUAGGCGAAAAUGUAAGAAGGAUGAGACAAAUUCAAAGACAAGCCAAGGAAAGAGAGGCUAAUGCACAUCAACCAGUUAAAGCUCUGUGGAAAUCUGAAAAAUACAGUGGGGUUACAUCUAAAAUCAAGGAGGAUAUAAAGAAGCCUCCAUCUACUCCUCGACCUAAGUCGGCAACAUUUCUUCGGGCACACUCAAGAACAGGUCCAUCGAUCAAAAACAUCUCACGGCCUUGUACACCAGACCCCCCAUCAGAGAAGCUGACUGUUCCUCCAGCCAGGUGCUCCAGUGAGAUAAGGUUCAAUCGAAAUAACAUAGACUUCAUCAGAGUGAAUGGAGUAUCAGCUAAACGACAAACAAUGAAAAGAAGUCCGAGUGUAAAUGCUUUGGAUGAACUGAAGAAGAAAGAGGAGGAAGAAUAUAACAAACAUCGCAAAGGAGAAGUGCCCAAAUAUCUUCAAGUACGCAAGGAACAUUGGAAGAAAACAGAGGAGGAGAGAAUAGCAAACACACCAGACCCUGAAAUGCCUCCUGGUCACAGACUGUUGCCGGAGAAAGAACGACAGCAAACGCUGAAACUCCUCCUCACAAAGGAGGAUGAACUAGUAAGUGAAUUAAGUGCUCUCCCUCUUCGUAUGGACACUUUUAGAAUCCGGUCGCAAAAACAAGAACUGGAGAAUAAGAUAGCAGAAAUUGACGAGGCCAAGAAGAUAUUCAACCGUCCAAAAGUAUUUGUGAAAGUUGAUAGUUAACUUAUUAAAAACUUCAUAGUUAUGGAGGAACUUUAAACUGUGAUCUAAAUUAGAUACAUUUCCGUUUUUUUAGGCACGUAUGUCAACAUUGUUGGUAUACAUAUAUACUACUUGUACACAUUCCUUUUCUUGUUGGUAUUAAUGUAGAAUUGUAGUUGGGAAGAAAGUAUUACCAGACUUGUUCUUGUUCAGUUAUAUAAAUGUUAGUAAAUGUGUAAUUUCUAGGAUUUUUUUCCCAAGGAGAUAUACAUAUAUGAUGAAUAUGAAUUAAUUUGCUUGAAACUCAUAAAGACAUUCACUGCAUGCUUUCUCAUAAGGCUUUGUUAUUAUUUACUGUACAUGCAUACGCUUGAUCUGUUGAUUAUUUGUCCAAUGGUAAUUAUAAGGAUUUUCAUCCUUUGUUUUAUAAAUACAAGAAUGUAAACAGAAUUUGAAUUUCAUGUUAAAUGUAUGGUUACUAUUAAAGAAGGAGCUUUCAUGUUGUGUUAAUUUGUCUAUUGUAUUAUAUUGAUUUCAUCUGGUGAAUUUAGAUUGUUAUGAUAUUGAAUCAACCUUUCAUCUAUUGUAAAUCUUAUAUACAUUGUAUUUCAAUCUCACUGUUUGCAACAGUGGAAGAUAUAGUCAUGAAUCCAAGUUGAAAUAGUUAAGCCGCAAGUCCUAUUAAUUGAAGACAUUUUCUAUACGUUAUUUGCUAGAGAAAAUUUUUCAAGGUGAAAAAUACUGAUGAUAUUAAAUUUUUACAGGACAGUAAAUUUAAAUUACCAGGUAGUUAAAGAUUUAAUUCUUUGUUGAAGGUAUGUACAUUUUGGGUUGUUGAAGGUAUGAACAUUUUGGGGGAGUGAGUGAUAAGAAUAGAAUUGUUUUCAUUCAAGUUUUUAGAAUACAUACUGGUAGUCCUCAACUAUUUCUCCAUACACAAUUGUGUUUGGUAUUUGUUUUAUGUUUUAAGAUGAUUUGUUGUCUAAGUACAUGUACGGUACUUAUAAUGCUAUUGUUAUCAUUUUUUCAAUUCUUUGUGUAGGUUUUGUUUCUAAAAAUCUUUUUUGUUCAAAUGAUGCAUGUAUAAUGCAUGUAUAUUAAUCAGAACAAAAGGAAAUAUUAAACAUCUAGUUAAUUUUAAUGUAAUUUUAUUUUGUGUGCACCCAUUGUAGUCUUAAGGAAAACUGUUAAAUAAAAGGUUGUCGGAUAUUUUUAGACAUGAUAGUCUUAUCCUAAAAAUUGCAUUUGA